CCAUACUGCGGUCAGCUCCGGACAGCCCGGCCUGGGGACAAUGAGGUCGUCAUGCGUCCUAUUGGCCGCGCUGCUGGCGCUAGUCGCCUACUACGUUUACAUCCCACUGCCCAGCGCUGUGUCCGACCCCUGGAAACUGAUGCUGCUGGAUGCCACUUUCCGCGGCGCGCAGCAAGUGAGUAACCUGAUACAUUCCCUGGGACUGAGCCACCAUCUGAUCACUCUGAAUUUCAUCAUCAUCUCUUUUGGCAAGAAAAGCGCAAGGUCUUCUCCAAGAGUGAAGGUGACGGACACUGACUUCGAUGGCGUGGAGGUCCGAGUAUUCGAAGGCCCUCCAAAACCGGAUGAGCCGCUGCGCCGCAGUGUGGUCUAUAUCCACGGAGGAGGCUGGGCCUUGGCCAGUGCAAAAAUCAGCUACUAUGACCAACUGUGCACAGCAAUGGCCGAGGAGCUGAACGCCGUCAUCGUUUCUAUUGAAUACAGGCUAGUUCCACAGGUUUAUUUUCCUGAGCAAAUUCAUGAUGUCAUCCGGGCCACCAAAUACUUCCUACAGCCAGAAGUCUUAGACAAGUACAAGGUGGACCCUGGAAGAGUCGGCGUUUCUGGAGACAGUGCUGGUGGGAAUUUGGCUGCGGCCCUUGGACAGCAGUUUACCUACGUUGAAAGCUUGAAGAAUAAGCUCAAACUACAGGCUUUGAUCUACCCGGUCCUGCAGGCUUUGGACUUCAACACACCCUCUUAUCAGCAGAGCAUGAAUACUCCCAUCCUGCCUCGCCACGUCAUGGUGAGGUACUGGGUAGACUACUUCAAGGGCAACUAUGACUUUGUAGAGGCAAUGAUUGUGAACAAUCACACUUCACUUGAUGUAGAAAGGGCUGCAGCCCUCAGGGCCCGUCUCGACUGGACAUCCCUGUUGCCCUCAUCCAUCAAAAAGAACUACAAGCCUGUCUUACAGACCACAGGGGACGCCAGAAUCGUCAAGGAGAUCCCCCAGCUGCUGGAUGCCGCUGCUUCCCCGCUCAUCGCAGAGCAGGAAGUGCUUCAGGCCCUCCCGAAGACCUACAUCCUCACGUGCGAGCAUGAUGUCCUGCGUGACGACGGGAUCAUGUAUGCCAAGCGCCUGGAGAGUGCGGGUGUGAACGUGACCUUGGACCACUUUGAGGACGGCUUCCAUGGCUGUAUGAUUUUCACAAGCUGGCCGACCAACUUCUCCGUGGGAAUCCGGACUAGGGAUAGUUACUUCAAAUGGCUGGAUCAAAACCUGUGAUGGAGGAAACUCCUCAGACGCACGAAGCUCUUGACCUCCGUUCGCUUUGGAAAAACCUGCGCUUUUCAACCAUCUGCACCUUUUCCUCGUUUCACAUUAGUACUGAAAUCUGUACCCUACAGACCUUAUAAUUAUUUACAAAGUGACUCUUAACUAACGCAGUGAAAAAACAUCUGAACCUGGUUUCCCAAAUGCUAGGAAUGGCCCCAGUUUGAGGAGCUAGAAAUAGCCUUAGGUCCUGCCUCUAGCGUGUUCUUUCCAGAAGUUUUUACAGCUGUGGGUGAGGCAGUAAGUUCUGAGGAACAAAAACAACAGCAGCAACAGGACCAUGUUCUGCAGUUUGCUCUGGUUGACGUGGGCUGCAGAGCAGAGUCUAGUGGACACUCUUGAGGGCAGCCCCUGGCACUGCAUGUCCUCCGUCUCCCGGGGUGGUUGUGUGUCCUGUGGGAAUUUUGACAGGAUUUCUAGCAAGACAGAUUUCUUCUCAAAAGCUUUCCUUUCUCGGGAGUAUUACUCUUCUGAGCUAGAUGCUGUAAAUUCAGUGAAACUAAAAGAAUACUUGAAAGUUAGUUUGUACUGCUAUUCUCAGAAAACGUGAGGCUACGUGUACUGGUUAUUUCCUUGGGAAAAUCUUUUGGGAACAUACGUAUUUAACUGUAGAGUAAGUUUCCUAUUGUGAAAUAAGUAAAAGUAGAAAAAUAACGGCCUGUUGUUACUUAAGAAUACUCCUGGCAUAAAUUACUGAAAGUGGUGUGUGUAUAUAUUUGGGAUAGUAAGGAAAUAAAUUAUGUUUAAUAAUAACUUAAAAUUAUGAGAAAUGCCCGUAGAAGGCUUUGUCCAUUUUUUGGCAGAAGGCCUAGUGCAUUGAAAACUCAACCCUUUUCAGUUGAGUGAAAAAUGGGACUAUUUUGGUAUAGUGGUUGUUUAUUUUUUAAGUUAUUUAAUGUUAAUAUAUAUAGCUAAACAGGAUUUUUCUGAAAAACAUUAUAAAAAUUUUAAGAUAAAAGGUAUUUUAAAAAGACAACUACCAUAAAGUUAUAUCCACAUGUAAUUUUGUGAGGAGAUAGAUAGUAAUAGUAGUACCACGUGUAAGGAUCAAAUACUUUGAUAUUUAUAUUUAUCUGCAUAUGCAAAUUAAAAUAAUUAGAAACUUUUUACCUAGUAAGUCAUGUUGUCCUAGGUACAUGAUGCUGGUUGGCUCUCCUUAAUCUAAAAUCUUGAGUCAGGUCUUAUGAUACAAGUAGAAAAUUCCAGCGAGUGUUUAUUUUGUAUAUAAAAUUAUUAAACCUAUUGUGUGAAGUUACCCUCAGGCUAUCAGAUGUAUAAAAAGCACAAAUGAAUGUCUCAAUUAGAUUUGGGUUCCAUCCUCGAGAUAUUUUAUUAUGUAUAUGCAGAUAUUCCACCAUCUAGAAAAAUUAAAACCCUGGGUACUCUAGACCCCAGCUCUUCAGAUGAGGGUUAGCCAACCUGUAAUUUAAGAGCUUAGGUAAGACUCACCUGCUCGUCUCUGCCCACGAUGGCCAGGGGAAUCCUCUGGGUGAAGGGCAGAUGUUAGCACUGCCUGUUUCUCUUAGUUCUCCUUCCAUUCCUGUCCUGACGGUCUAACUGCCAAGCCUUACCUUCGUACAAGGUCUUCACUGCCAGUGUGGGCAUCUUGGGCAUAUUAAGGGAUUCCAGAUUAGAUCUGAGUUGAGCACCCUGCCCUUCUUCCUAUCACUCCAGCUUCUGCUGAUAAUCCAUGCUUCUUUAAGGGACUGUACAGAGAACACUCAGUCAAAGACAUGAUCCAGUUCGUCAUGGAGAGAGCAGGACCUUUCCACUCCAUGAAGGAUGUGGUUUCCUGUUUCCAGUUUCCAGCAACAAGAUAACAAGUGAAAAUUUGCACACCUACUUUUCUUUUAUCAUAAAAGCUACUAGCACCUUGAUGUACAAAACAAAUGUAACUAUGUGUGCGCGUGUGUACGUGUGUGUAUGUGCGGUGUAUGCAUAAGAAAAUGACUGCACAGGCAACCUUGCUGAUUUGUGCUAUGUGUGUAUAGAAAUAUUGGCACAGGCUACCGUGCUGAUGUGCCCACAUCACUGGUCUUCCUUUUAUCUAAAAUCUGAGAGUAGAAUAACUUGAUCUUUGAGGCCUCUUCCAAUGUUAGUCUUUUCUAAGGUAAUUUUUAGUAGGUCAUAAUUCGGUAUACACUAAUACUCAUCUCUAAAGACUGACUUUACUUAUAAAUUUUUUUAAAUUGGCCAUAUAGCAUUAAUGCCUCCACAGAGUUACCAUUGUUAACUAUAAUUUAGGAUAUAAUUUGAUGCCCAUCUUCAGCCGAGGUUGUUAUGGGGGGAGAGGGGGAGAUCACAGAGUGUUUUCUAAACCUGAUGUUUUUGUUACUAUUUGAGUGACAGCCAUCUUUUCAAGGUGCUGGGCAUGGAACCCAGGCCUUAGAUACUUGGCAAGUGCUUUAUCCCUGAGCUACACCUGAAGCUCUAUUGCUGGUCUCUUCCGCGCCAGUUAAAGGUCGGCACUAUAUAUUGACUUUAUCUACCUCUGAGAAGGAGGAAAAUAUAACUAUCCAGAGUUUCUCAAAAUGGCAUUUCUCUUCCCAAACUAUGAGCCAAAUUCUGCAGAAAUCAUCAACAGUAAAUGAUGUCCGAUGUCUGAAGAGGUCUCAGAGAUGCAAAGAGGACAUAGGCUGCAAAGGGGCCACCCACUGCAUUUGAUGGCAUACUUGAGUUUCCUUUCUCUCUAGGGCUUUAUUCUUAGAGGUAUGUUACGCUCCACAGCAGGCUAACAGCAGAUCUCUUCAGUCUAUGACGGCUUGGCCUCGCUUCCCUGUGUUAUGGAAAGGUCACACUGUGGAAUACUGAAGGGAGAUCUUGAGGUGCUGCAGAGUACAGUGAAGCAGGAAUCCUCUUGGUGUCCAUUUGCAAGGACUCACAGACUUACAGAAUGAUGCCGAAUGGAAUGUUUUGUGCAUGACCUUUUAACCUUUGACUUUUGCCAAUUCCCCGCUGCAAGGGGAAAGGCAGAUUUUAUGAAGAGUUUUAGGAAUUAAAUACAUUUUAUAGAAUGAAAACCCAGUAUGGUACUGGGGAAGUUUAUUUAUGCUUGCAGUCUUGUUUGGAAAUAAAACGGGUCCAUCUGGAA
Messenger RNA from Rattus rattus (black rat), 4406 nucleotides. It is a transcript of the gene Nceh1, whose product is annotated as neutral cholesterol ester hydrolase 1. NCBI's taxonomy places the organism in Eukaryota, Metazoa, Chordata, Mammalia, Rodentia, Muridae. The transcript has 5 exons. Gene Ontology annotation, cellular component: membrane. The record is from RefSeq and is a predicted model, not a curated record. Gene Ontology annotation, molecular function: carboxylic ester hydrolase activity. Bases 41 to 1267 code for a protein of 408 amino acids.